Molecule: messenger RNA, 7635 nt
Organism: Beta vulgaris subsp. vulgaris (sugar beet)
Lineage: Eukaryota; Viridiplantae; Streptophyta; Magnoliopsida; Caryophyllales; Amaranthaceae
Product: AP3-complex subunit beta-A
Exons: 12
Coding region: 202-3459 (1085 amino acids)
Biological process (GO): intracellular protein transport; vesicle-mediated transport
Cellular component (GO): membrane coat; AP-3 adaptor complex
Source: RefSeq, a predicted model, not a curated record
GUCAGCGACUCAGCGUUAUAAUUCCAGCAAUUCCGUUGUUUGCCGAGUUUUCAUUUUCUUAAAAACCAGUUCUAUAGUCUCUCUCUUCCCCCGCCAUUUCUUUCUCCAACUCCUGAUUCUCCAUAUAUCGGAGUAACACUUCCAAGUCUCAAGAACCCUAAAAAAACACACUCAUAAUCUCAAUCAGUGUGUGAGAGAGAGAUGUUCACACAAUUCGGCACAACUGCGGAAUCCUUCAGCAAAGCGUCGUCAAUGGUGUUUCGUAUUGGAACCGACGCUCAUCUCUACGACGAUCCCGAUGAUGUCAACAUUGCUCCUCUUCUUGACAGCAAAUUCGACUCCGAGAAGUGCGAAGCUCUCAAACGUCUCCUCGCUCUCAUUGCUCAAGGCUUCGAUGUCUCUAAUUUCUUCCCUCAGGUUGUGAAGAAUGUGGCAUCACAAUCUUUUGAAGUCAAGAAGCUGGUAUAUGUAUACCUACUGCAUUAUGCCGAAAAGCGACCAAAUGAAGCAUUAUUAUCAAUUAACUGUUUCCAAAAGGAUCUAGGGGAUACCAAUCCUUUGGUGCGUGCAUGGGCUCUGCGUACUAUGGCGGGUAUCCGUCUACAUGUAAUUGCACCUCUUGUUCUAGCUGCUAUAAACAAAUGUGCCAGAGAUCCAUCUGUAUACGUUAGAAAAUGUGCAGCCAAUGCUCUUCCGAAAUUGAAUGAUUUGCGGCUAGAGGAAAAUGCAUCUGCAAUUGAGGAGAUUAUUGGUAUACAACUAAAUGACCAUUCUCCUGGAGUAGUUGGAGCCGCCGCUGCCGCUUUCAAUACAAUAUGUCCAAAUAACUUGCCUCUGGUAGCAAGAAACUAUAGAAGACUCUGUGAAAUUCUUCCUGAUAUAGAAGAAUGGGGUCAAAUUAUCUUGAUUGGAAUUCUCUUGCGCUAUGUGAUUGCGAGGCAUGGUCUUGCAAAAGAAUCCGUUUUGUUUUUUCCACGUGUUACUGGAACUAACAGCUAUGAUAAGGUUGAUUCAAUUGCACACAUUCACUUAGAAGGCAGCAGUGACUUGGGCCAUGGAAGCUCUAAGCAAGAGUUAGUGAAUUUGGUUGCCAGGUCAUAUACUGAAGGUUCUGAUGAAUACCUAUCAAGAUCAAGUGCCGAGAAAGGAAUUUUUCUUGACUUAGAUGAUGCUUCCUUAACUUCUGCUGAUACCAAUGAUGACAUGAAGAUGCUUCUGAAGUGUACAUCUCCCCUUCUAUGGAGUCAAAACAGUGCUGUAGUACUUGCAGCUACUGGAGUGCACUGGAUCAUGGCAUCGAAGGAUGAUGUAAACAGAAUUGUGAAACCAUUGCUGUUUGUCUUGAGAUCAUCACGUGCCUCAAAAUAUGUGGUUCUCUGUAACAUUCAAGUUUUUGCUAAGGUCAUGCCUUCACUUUUUGCCGACUAUUUUGAAGAUUUUUUCAUAUCAGCUUCAGAAACUUACCAGAUAAAAGCUCUGAAGCUUGAAAUUCUCUCUUUGAUUGCUACGGAUUCUUCAAUUUCUUGUAUCUUUCAGGAAUUCGAGGACUAUGUUAAAGAUCCAGACAGAAGAUUUGCCUGUGAUACAGUGGCUGCCAUUGGUCUAUGUGCUCAACGUCUUCCGAAACUCGCUAAUAUAUGCUUGGAAGGCCUCUUGUCACUUGCCAAAAAUGAUUUAUUAACUGGUGAGGAUAAUGCUUUGGAUGGAGAAGCGAGUAUUCAAAUUCAAGCAGUGAUGUCCAUUAAAGCCAUCAUAAGUCAUGAUCCACCUAGUCAUGACAAGGUAAUCAUUCAAUUGGUUCGAAGCUUGGAUUCAAUUAAGGUGCCUGCAGCGCGAGCAAUAAUUGUAUGGAUGGUUGGAGAAUACAAUAGUUUAGGAGACAGAAUUCCUCAAAUGCUAACCUCAGUACUUAAGUAUGUUGCUCGUUGCUUUACUUCAGAAGCCUCUGAAACAAAGCUUCAGAUACUUAAUACUGCUACUAAGGUUUUGUUGAGUGCCAAAAGGGAGGAUCAAGUAACAAUAAAGAAACUGGUAAGUUAUGUGCUUGAACUAGCAAAAUAUGACAUGAAAUAUGAUGUCCGUGACCGAGCUCGUAUGUUGUCAAAGAUAUUGUCCACAAUCCUGAGUUCUCUUGAUAAGGAUGUAUCAUAUGCCUCACCAAUAGAAGGGGCAGCCCAUCUCAUUGCAGAAAAGUUGUUUGGACCCCUCCAAGGGAUACCAUUGUCUGAACCCAUAAGUUCCCGCUUCUACCUUCCUGGAUCUCUUUCACAGAUAGUUCUUCAUGCUGCGCCAGGUUAUGAACCUCUGCCUAAACCAUGCAGUUUGCUUCUAGCUGAUGUUGGCCAAGACUCAGAUAUAGUCCCUGGAACAGAGAAGUCUGGAGACUCAUAUACAACAGAUGAUUCGGAGACAAUUUCUGGUUCUGUGGAUGAGGCAAGUGCAUCUGAUCGCAGUUCUCAGUAUUCAGAUAGUGGCUCAAGUUCUGCUGAUGGUACUGAGGAGAGUCAAUCUCUAAGUGAAGCUGACAAGAGUACAGGUCUACUGAUCCAGAUUUCAGAUGCCGAUAAUGCCUUUAAGGGCCAGAAUGGUGCUGAGACUAGUCAUGACCCAUCCGGAUAUAGUGGAGUAGAGGAUAUGUUAUCCAAGAGGGCUUAUGAGUCAUGGUUGGAUGAUCAGCCUGUUUUGUCAGACCAGAAAUCAUCUGGAGGUGAUGCCAUCCAGAGAUCUGCCAGAAUUUCCCUCGAUGAUCUAGGCAGCCGGGUUAAUCCUAAGUUAUAUACGCUUCUAGAUACUGUGAGUGGUCAGGGAUUGAAGGUGGAUUAUUCAUUUUCCUCUCAGAUAUCCGAUAUUUCAAAGUUGCUUGUUUGCUUGGAGGUUACUUUUCAUAAUUGCUCUAAUGAGCCUUUCUCGGAAGUGAUGUUGGUAGAUGAGGGCCCCAACAAUGGUAUAGAUCUGACAGAACAAGGAUUGAUGUCAGGAGAGAGGUCAUCUGCUGCUCAUGAUGCCGUUCCAACUUUGGUUCCAAUGGAAGUUAUCAAUUCCCUUGGACCUAGCGAAAUGAUAAAAAGGGUCCUUCAUGUCCACUUUCAUCAUCAUCUUCUACCUUUGAAGUUGUCGUUACAGUGUAACGGCAGGAAAUUCCCUGUCAAGUUGCGGCCUGAUAUCGGAUACUUUGUAAAGCCCCUAAAAAUGGAUGUUCUAGCUUUCACAAAUAAGGAAUUGCAGCUUCCAGGCAUGUUUGAAUAUGUAAGAAGGUGUACCUUUGCUGAUCACAUAGUGGAACUGAGUACGGACAAAAGUGACACCUAUUUGACGAAAGAUGCGUAUCUUGUAAUCUGUGAGAGUAUAGCAUUAAAGAUGCUAAGUAAUGCAAACCUUUCUCUCGUAUCAGUUGAUUUGCCGUUGGGCUCUAAACUUGAUGAUGCAUCAGUUAUCAGGGUGAAGUUGUGUACAUGUUGACCACCCUUGACAGCUCUAGUGGCUGGAUGCAUGGGAGUGUAUCUCUUGUUGCUGCUGCUAAGUAACUUGCGAUCCAAGGGUACGAAUGGAGGCUAGUAGUAUAUCAGAUUCCAAUAAACUGGUGUGCGUGUAUUAGUUUUACAUGCUUUUGGAUUUUUCUUUUGGAGCAGAUUUCAAUGCUGUUUUUAUAACCAUCACCUUCAUGUGGCAUUGGUAGAAGUUAGAACCUUAAGUUGCUCCAGGCUAGUAGCUCUUCUUGCCAUCAAUGGUUGUUUAAAGAAGAAAAAUAAAUAAUUAAGUCAGCUAGACCAGCUGGCAAGCCUUCAGAGGUUGUAUCAAAUACAAUUCUCUUUUCAGGAAGCCGAAAAGAGGAAGAAAAGGAAAAAAGGAAAGAGAAAGAAGUGUUGUACAUGAGGGAAUGUAACUUUAGACAUUAAAUGAUGAUGAUAAAUCUUGAUAUAUUUACGAGUAAGCUCUCUUUCGAAAUUUUGAUCUUAUGUAUGAGCAGCCUACCUUUCAAUUUUCUUUUGUUUGGUUUGUGCUUUGCAAUAUUUUCAAAGAAAACAACUUGGGCACCUGUUAAUUUAUGUAUAUGGGAUGUGGAAGUGCCAUAAUGCUGGACCCUCUGACUGCAUCUUACAUGAAUAUUUCACAGCUGAAGUGCUGCCUAUAUUCUAUCAGUUAAGCAUGUACUAAGCCCUAUGUACCUGGUGCUAUCUAGAUUAUAGACUAUUACGUAGGAGUUCUAGAACCAUCAGUUAGUAACGUACUAAAAGUAUUUGGUUGUAAUUUCACUGCUUCGAGGACCGAGAUGGGAAUUCAUUAUGAAUCGAUUCCUUUAUGAAUGAUGAUAUUCUGCUACGUAAAAGUUUGUCAAUCGUGAUGGAAGGUCUUCAUUGAUUCUGUGUUAUUAGUUUGCCUGUUGAAACAGUCUGUCAGUUUCUUCGUGUUUACUGGUGCUUCUAAUGUGGCAGCAAGUACUGGAAUUCAUAUUGGUAGGGCACAACUUCUAUCAUCUUUCCUGUUGGUAGUUUUCUGUCUUCAUAUAGGCACUCCAUUAUUGCUCUUUUUAAAAUUCCAUUUGGUGGUAAUUGGCUAUAUAUCCACUCUAUUAAUGACUCCAUAUCAUCUGCAAAAUCUUGCAUGUGCCAUUGAAGGAGCUUGGGCACCAAGACCUUUCUCUUGCUCGUUACUCGUAUCGAAGCUUCCAAGUAUUCAACUUUUGCUCUACCUAGUUGAUUCACCACUUCUUCUGGAGUAUAAAUCCACAACUGCAAGUAGGAAAUACUUAUUCUUUAGCCUGAGGUUAACAAUAACAUCAGGUUAUAGACUUAUAGUAGUGCAUAUAGUGAAGGAGAUUGAACUCACUGCUGGUGAAGACCAAUUGCCUCGGCAGAGUGCAAAGGUAAUGUUGGGUUCAGGAUAGCGUAGUCCAUAAGCACGACGCAGUAGCACUUCUUUCUCGUUUAUGAGAUCCUGAAUAAUGGAAAUGAUGAGUUAGGUUAAGACACAAUUAGUACUGGAUGAAUGAUCAAAAACCUCCAUCUUGUUUGUUAGAUGCACAUUUCACAAGUGUAGUUGAUGGAUUAACUUUUAAGGUGAAUACGGUUUUGAAACGCCCACAUGCAAUAUCAGUAGGAUUAAAUUCUGAGGAAAUUUGGAGCUAUUUGGUACUUCCUUUUCGUAGUUUAUUAACAUUUAAUUUUUCUUGAAGGUAGCCAAUGUUGGAUUAGCAAAGCGGUCUGCCUAGUAUAUGCGACAUGUAUAGAUGUUCUCAUGCAUUCUUACAGUCUGUACAAUUUCACUGGAUAAAGUAUUGAAUCCUUUUGCUCUAUGAGAUGAAAAUAUGAAAUAUGGGAAGAUUUUGUGACUACUUACGUAUUUUGAAAUACUUGGAUGCCGAAGAAGGUAAUGCUCAAUAGCCAGGGCAUUCAGCACUAUUCCGCCAACAUUUAGGGCAGCCUGGUUCAGAAGUGCACAUUUAGUUCUUCCCUAUCAUAUUGAUUUUGAUGUUAAAUUUGUCUAAUUUCUUUCCAUGUUCAAGUAUAAACUUAUUCAUAUUUCUGAACCACGUUGCUUAAACCUGCGAAGAAUUAUGAUUUGCAAUGUGGUUACCGACCUUGUUCAGAAGUGUCAACAUUCCUUCCUGUGUAUUUGGCAGCCCAUACUGUAAGUAAGCCUGGUUCCAGAACACAAAAGAAGAGUAUCAGUACCUCAGUUUUGGUACUUGAUGUGAUUUGGGAUAGUUGAAGAUGUCUUACAGUACAUGCAUAAUGGAGGCAUUGUAGAUGUUAAUCCAAAAGGCUAGUUUUUGUUUGUUGCUCAGGAAUGACAGGUCCACAUAGCAUAAAGUUUGCAGCAAAACCCUGAUAGAGAGACCAAAAUAUUUCAGUUUUCCAACAUGUUGUAAGUACUUGCUGCCUGAGAAAUUUAGAAGUUACCUCAGUUUUCUGGUUGCAGGACAAGAAUCCGAAAGCUGAGCUGUUUUCAGUGAAUUUCUUGUGAUGUGGAUGAAGUUCUUGUAGGGGCUAAAAUCAAUUUCUGUGCUAUCAAAUACCUGUGAAUUUCCAUCGUCGCUAGUGAUUGAUGAUCUUGCUUUACAACUAAAUGUAUUUUUUGAUGAAAAUCCUUUGGAGUUGAUGCAGUUUAAAGUAUUCUUGGGAGCACCAGUCAUUGGUUCUUUUUCGGCUGACUUCUGGCUUAGCUUUACAAGUAUGCUUAUUAAGCAUUUGAGCAGUUCUUCUGAGAGUCUAUUUGGCUCCUCACAGCUGACUUCAGCAUCUAUGCUGUGGCUUGGUUUAUUUCUGAUGAUUCUCAGGUAUCGCUUCGCAGUUUCUUCUGUUUUAUUCAGAGAAUGAUGAAAUUGUAAGUAACCAAGAUGUAUUUCUUCAAUUGAUGUCAAUUUACAUUUGUUUUGUAUGCUAAUUUCAUUCUUAAGAAAAGUUCAUAACGAUCUUUGGAUUGUAAAAUGCAGAAUUCAGCUCUUACAAGAUGGAAUUUAACCCACCUUUGGGCUCCACAGAAGAGCAAGUUUGCAUGUCUGAAACAGAGCCGAAAGACAACCUUCCGUCUUUUAAACAUUUUCGCCUGUUAUGACUUCGUGUAACUUUAAUUCGUUCUAAUCUCUUCCAAUCUCUUUGAUUUUGCUGUUUGUAGGGUAAUUGCAUCUCAAGGUGCUUUCCUGGCUGCUCUAGCUGGCCGUCUUUGUUGAGCUUCUUCUCUUUGUACAGGUUCUUUUUCAAACUCUCAACUUUUGUUUCUAGCCCAGUAAUUUCUCUCUCCACCAUUGCUAGUUCUGCUAGAAGUACCUGAACCUGCACCAGAAGCACCAAUUUAAACUGAGUCUGCACAUGUUGUGGAAACAUAAAUCCCAUGCUCAUUCUUUGUAUAAGGUACUAAGAUAGUUGUAAUGAAAUUUAUGUGAUUACAGAAAUUUCAUGUGAAUGUUCACAUUAUUACAAUCCUCUUAUCCAACAUUUGAUGUCCUGCACAGGGUAUAUUUUUCAGUACUAUAUUCUAGAUGAAAAUAAAGACUCCCUUUUUCCGAAUAAUCCAUUUCUAUAUUAAGUAUAAAUUCUUGGGUUAAAUCAAGGUAUUAGUGAUUUCUUAAAAUGGUUAAACAAGGUAUGCUUUGUUUUCAUGUGGAACCAUUCACAGCCUAUACUGCAGGUAAAACAAUAAUAUGCCUAAAUCCAUUACUGUCCUAUUAUCACACGAGUUGGCUUCGUGCUUUUAUUUGGUUCAUAUGUUUUAUUCUUUUGGCAAGUCGUACUAGCAGGAGAAAGCAAAAAUUCAUUACCUCCAGGGGAAGCAAUGAAGAAAGGCAAGGACAGGAUAGAAGAGGUCCUCUCAAUGCACUUCGUAGCACGCCAUUUAACUGCAGCUCCCCAUUGAGUCUUCCAUGCAGCUCCUCAACCUAUUGGACAUGAAUUCAGAUCAUUACAGUUAUUUAUAGCUCUUUGAAAUACUCAUUUUGGCUAAAUUUUAGUUAGCUAAAUAUGUAUAGGAAAAUAGCGAGUCCACACUCCACACUCCACACAGGCACACAUAAUGUCCGCAUUUCUCACGAGACAAAAAUCUAGCUAACUAAAAUUUAGUCAAAUAGCUUACCUCUUGUUGUACAUACAUAUUUUCUUUAUGAUUAGAGUCUAGAAGUAGAUGUUACCUCCUCUUCAA